AUGAUGUGCAACCUCCACGUGGUAAUUUGCUGCAUGGCCCUCCGGAGCGCACACUGCGGUAAGACCUUUCUAGAGAAUGCAGUAGCUGGAGUGAGUGCGCCCACUGCGUAUUGCUCCACGUCUACUGUUCGUCGAAAAGAUCGAUGCUGUCACUCCAAAACAAGAGAGUGCCUAGAGGAAGAUGGGACGAAACAUAGUCGCACAGUUCCUGACGUGCAUGGAUGGCCGAUUCCACCAUACCUAUCAGCGUUGACAGGCGCAGCGGGCGUUAUCGCCGUCAAACGCAUCUUCAAACAACUCACAGACGGCACGCUCGUCCUUCCGGAGGCACCAAAAAUAUCGGCCGAGAUACCCGCAAUUCAGUGGAUCCGCCACCAACGCUCCCAGCCGAUACUACACCAACAAUUUACAAAAGCAAUAGAUGAUACGAAAGAAGCAUAUGAAAAAGGGACGAUACACGGUGGGAGGAAAUAUUGA
Messenger RNA from Suillus subalutaceus, 477 nucleotides. RefSeq lists its product as uncharacterized. Lineage: Eukaryota; Fungi; Basidiomycota; Agaricomycetes; Boletales; Suillaceae. The coding region runs from base 1 to 477 and encodes 158 amino acids. The transcript has 4 exons. The record is from RefSeq and is a predicted model, not a curated record.